AUGGCUGCGCCCGUGCGCCACGAAUGGGAACGAGAACGGGAUUGGGAACUGGAAGAGGAAGAGGAAUGGGAUGAAGAAGAGGAAUGGGAUGAGGAUGAGGAACGGGAAUGUGAUGAGGAAGGGGAACCGGAACCGGAAGCCGCCGGCUCCGGUGCUCUCCGGUCCGUGUUCCCGCGGCACCCGCGGCUGUUCGCGGACACGUUCCCGGUGCUGCAGAGCUACCGGUUGUUCGGGCGCGUCCUGCGCAUCCGGCAGCAGCACGGACCGGGAAUGGGGAUGGCGGCAAACGUGUGGGAGGCGGCUCUGGCCCUCGCCCGGUUCCUGGAGCGGGAGCACUUUGACUUCCGGGGCCUCUCUGUGAUCGAGCUCGGAGCCGGUACCGGGAUCCUUGGUAUCCUGGCGGCCAUGCUGGGCGCUGACGUCACCAUCACCGACCUCCCCGAGGCUCUGGCUCAGAUCCGAACCAACGUCCGCUUGAACUUCCCUUGUCCCCGUUCCCGUCCCCGGGUCCGGAGGCUCCGAUGGGGUCAGGACGAGAGCUCCUUCCCCGGGGACGGUCACCUCCUGCUGGGCUCCGACCUGGUCUACGACCGCUCCUCGUCCGCGGCGCUAUUAGCGGCGCUUCGGUCCCUGUGCGGCCCCCGGAGCCGAGCGCUGCUGAGCGCCCGGAGCCGGGGGGGGGAGGGAGGAUCGCGGAGCUUCUUCAGACGGGUCCUGCCCAGGUUCUUCCGGGUGCAACUUGUGGGGCAGGAGGAGGAGAAUGAGAUUGAGAUCUAUGGGGUGACACCAAAGGGGUGUGGGGGGUGUGGGGCAGGGGGAGAUGAUGCAAUGGGGCAGGAGAAUGAGAUCUAUGGGGUGAUGUGUGGGGCAGAGUGA
This is a messenger RNA of Melopsittacus undulatus (budgerigar), 876 nucleotides long. It is a transcript of the gene EEF1AKMT3, whose product is annotated as EEF1A lysine methyltransferase 3. Gene Ontology annotation, cellular component: cytoplasm; cytosol. The record is from RefSeq and is a predicted model, not a curated record. Lineage: Eukaryota; Metazoa; Chordata; Aves; Psittaciformes; Psittaculidae. The coding region runs from base 1 to 876 and encodes 291 amino acids. Gene Ontology annotation, biological process: peptidyl-lysine methylation. Gene Ontology annotation, molecular function: protein-lysine N-methyltransferase activity. The transcript is spliced from 4 exons.